AUGGUUUUUACUUUGCAACAGAGUGACAAGUCGCCACUGCCACCUGCGCCCUGCCGGUCACUACCUCCGCUAAACAAGAACACAACAUCCGCUUCCCACUCUCGCUCCGUCAACACGAGUUUCAACAUCACUGAACAACCACCAUCUCGAGCUUCACCUCUAUCAACAGCCCAAAUCCGCUCCCUACUUCAUCUCCUUCCGUAUUCAACCAUUGGUAAGGCUAUGUUUGUAGGUAAAGUUAUAGAUGAAGACGUUGAGAGCUUCAACAUGGCUUCAAAAUGUUUCGAAGAAAAUAUAGGAUGAGCUUGGUUGAAGUGAAGAGGAAAGGGAUUUGAUGCAGGCCCAAAGAGGAAAACCGAUUGUUUAUGACUUUGUAACAUUUGGGAGGGUUAAUAAGCUCAAGUGUAGAAAUAAUGGAAACAUAAAGAGAGAGAAUUCAGGGCCAAAGAGUCCCUAUAUACUCAUAUUGCUUCUCAAACCUUCACUUUCUGUGGACUUGCAGCUACAACAAACAAUUUCAAGCCUGAUUGCUUCUUUUAGUCAGUUGAUUUGGUAAGGAAUUGUAAUAGAAAACUAUAUAUGUGCUUCUUAUUGGCUCUUGAUUUCAUGAUCUAAAUUGGAGUUCGUCAAGUUAAUGGAAGUAUGUGGGUGGCUCGAUACUUUUGGUAGUGAGUUUAAGUACAUUGCCUUUUCUGGUGACAGUGAUAAAGUUCAAUGCACUUCAGCAAGUUUAUGAAGAUCUUUGGUUGGUUUGUAUAUCUUUGCUUAUUGAUCAUUUAUUUGGUCCAGUUGUUUGCUACAUCCAGAAGAGGUCAAAUUUUAUGAAGUCUUUAUUGUAAUGAGUGUCAAAGUUCCUUACUUCUGAAAGUAGCUCAAAAGUUCAAUGUUAUUUAGCACAAUUUAGUGAAUAUUGUGUUUGUGGGGAUUGAUUAUUUGUCUUCCUUACUUCUGAAAGUAGCUCAAAAUGUAUUGGUUAAAUUACUUGGUUAUUUAAAGUUCAUAG
This is a messenger RNA of Lactuca virosa, 1003 nucleotides long. The record is from the annotation of a GenBank genome assembly. NCBI's taxonomy places the organism in Eukaryota, Viridiplantae, Streptophyta, Magnoliopsida, Asterales, Asteraceae.